Molecule: messenger RNA, 915 nt
Organism: Aspergillus ibericus CBS 121593
Lineage: Eukaryota; Fungi; Ascomycota; Eurotiomycetes; Eurotiales; Aspergillaceae
Exons: 1
Coding region: 145-786 (213 amino acids)
Molecular function (GO): DNA polymerase activity; DNA binding
Source: RefSeq, a predicted model, not a curated record
GAGGCUAUGGCGAGGACACAAUGUUGGACGGAAUGAAACGAUCUGGACAUGCUAUGGCUUACCGGUGGAUCCAGUACGAUACAGAGGAUGGUGAGAGAUUAAGUGCUAUAUAUACUUCUACGAAGGCCAUGGUUGCUCUUGUGGAUGACACUCAUCCUCCGAGUGUGUCAGCUUUCGCUCAGUCUUGAGCUCAACUCAGUCACGGUUCCAUGUCGGACUACUAGGACCGACGACCACUGGCGUAUGCUUGCCUAUCACAAGGCUCUCAGCGCUCAUCGGAGACAGCCGAAGAAGAUUGUCACCAAUCGCAGGCCCUGGCUAUUCCAUGGAUUGGAGAGUGUUUGGCAGACAAGAUCGAAGAGAUUCUGUGUACAAACCGACUCCACCUGGAAACUCAACCACAACACGCGAAGACCGUAUACUCCAAGUUUUCUUGGGUGUCUUGAUGUUGGAGUAACACAGGCAUCGAAAUGGCUGGCCCAAGGGUACAGGUUGUUGACAGACUUAAGGACCAAAGCGCCCAUUCUCCAACAACAGCGGGUCGGCGUGGACCACUACUACGGUUUCUCAGCGAAGCUCAGGCUGGUGGUCGGAAAACAUGGGAAGAAUACAUGGAAGGCUAUUCAAUAUGCGGAUUCUGUGAUGGAUGCAGCAGAUCUGUUUUUCUCAGAGGCGAAAGAAGCGCCACCUACAAUUGGGCACCCGUCGAUUGGAUCACUGCCGAUAAGGGCAACAAUGCCCCCUCCCACAGGUUUCUUGUCCCUGGUUCCUCAACCGUCUCGAUGACUUCAUGGGAAAACAAGAUCGCCAUACUGAGAGGCUGCGGCUUGUUCGCAAAAUCGAGUCUACCAGCUCGCCUCUCGCGACUCCUUGUGUUAUUGCGCUCGGCUUGACAAGAUAUGCGUCAUGUCCCCC